AUGAAGCUUUCGUUGCUCUCAUGUUUGCUCCUUCUAUCUGUAUCAUGCAACAGCGCUAACCAAGUUGGCAACCUCAACAAGUUGAUUAAGUCUCACAGAAAUCAAAAGCCUCUUCAGUCUGAGUCGCAGAAUGGCUUAGAUCAGGUUGGAGAUAACACUUAUUCUCCGGUGUAUGUUGGAUCCCAAGAUGGGUCAAAGGAAGCCGAUAAGGUUGAGGCUUUGCCCGGACAACCAACCGAAGGAGUGGAUUUUAAUCAAUAUGCAGGAUAUGUUACGGUUGACGCUGACGCUGGGAGAGCAUUGUUCUACUACUUUGUAGAGUCGCCCCAGAACUCUUCAACAAGACCUCUGGUGCUAUGGCUAAAUGGAGGACCAGGAUGCUCGUCUCUUGGAUAUGGAGCCAUGGAAGAACUGGGACCUUUCAGAGUCAACAGCGAUGGGAACUCACUAUACAAGAAUGGUUAUGCAUGGAACAAUGAGGCAAAUGUCCUCUUCUUGGAGUCUCCGGCAGGAGUUGGGUUCUCAUAUUCAAACACAACAUCUGACUAUCAAAACGUGGGUGACAACAAAACUGCCUCUGACUCUUACAAGUUUCUUAUAAACUGGCUAGAAAAAUUUCCUGAAUACAAAACCAGAGACUUCUUCAUCACUGGAGAGAGUUACGCUGGUCACUACGUACCUCAGCUUGCAUACACCAUUGUCUCUGAGAACAAAAUCACAAAUCAAACGAAAAUCAACCUCAAAGGAAUUGCAAUUGGGAAUGCCUGGAUUGAUGCCAGUACCGGUACACAGGGUGGUUAUGAUUAUUUGUGGACACAUGCUUUGAAUUCUGACGAAACCAGUGCAGGAAUCAAUAAAUAUUGCGAUUUCGUUACUUUUAAUAUCACAAGCACAUGUGAUAAAUAUAUGAGUCAGUCAGAGAAUGAGGUUGGAGAAAUUGAUCCUUACAACAUAUACGCUCCACUUUGCAAUACAGAAUCCAAACCUGCAGCCUCAACUGUUUCAGCAGAUGAAUUUGAUCCAUGCUCUGACAACUAUGUGAACACCUAUCUAAAUCUUCCAGAGGUUCAAGCAGCUCUUCAUGCUAAACCCACACAAUGGUCAGCUUGCAGGUAUGCAUCUACAGAAAUUAUAGAAAACUUGAUUCAAGAUUAA
Rosa chinensis is the source of this 1155-nucleotide messenger RNA. Its product is annotated as serine carboxypeptidase 1. The transcript is spliced from 5 exons. The coding region runs from base 1 to 1155 and encodes 384 amino acids. Gene Ontology annotation, biological process: proteolysis. Gene Ontology annotation, molecular function: serine-type carboxypeptidase activity. NCBI's taxonomy places the organism in Eukaryota, Viridiplantae, Streptophyta, Magnoliopsida, Rosales, Rosaceae. The record is from RefSeq and is a predicted model, not a curated record. Gene Ontology annotation, cellular component: vacuole.